AUGCGUCUUUCGCUCGCCAGCGCUUCGGCGCUUCUGCUGUGGGCGGGAGAGGCCACAUCCCAUGCCAUUCCGGCCGCUGAUGGCAAUGAGAUAGUUGCGCGCGACCAGACCUACCGCGCCAACAAUGGCGUGCAGUUCGCCACCGAGACUGGCUUCGAUUACCAUGGCGGGGAUUACAAGACGGUUUCCGCCAACAGCUUUCACGACUGCAUUAAUUCUUCCGUAAACGUGGCCACCAGGAAUAGUAAAUCGAGCGGUGCGGUCCGAGUACAAUAUAUGCCAACUCCAAUUACGUGUCCGGCAGCCGGUGGUAACCAAGUUAAGGCGGCUAAUGGACAACUCUUUACCGUUCAAUGUGGAGUUGACCAUCCCUAUGGCGAUCUUAAGUCAGUACAAACACUGGACUUUCCUAACUGUAUUAGCCUCUGCAGUGAGACAAGCGGUUGUGUCGCUGCUAGUUGGCGGUCUCUCACCUGUUACUUGAAGAAAUCUUUGCAGCCGGGCGUUGCCAACUCUAAGGCCAGCACUGCUGUGUUGAGUUCGGUACUGCCAGCCACGCCAGCUUUCUGCCCAGGCCCGAGCGGCCAGCAGAUUAAGGAAACAAGCGGUAGAACUUUCACCAUCGAAUGCAAUGCUGACCAUUCGGGUGGUGAUCUGGCGAACAAGUUACUGUCUAACUUUGGCAAUUGUAUUUCUUGGUGUGACGAGACGGGCGGUUGUAUUGCCGCUGUCUAUCACGAUGGCCGGUGCUGGCUUAAGAACAAGCUCACGGCUUCAUCGACACGCACCAACAGCCAGGUGGCCGUGCUAAGUUCCGUGCUAAGCCCUCCCCCCUCCCUUUGUCCGAGCCAGAACGGCAAGCAGAUUAAAGAGCCAAGUGAUAGAAGCUUCACGAUUGCUUGCAAUGUAGACCGUCCCGGCGGCGAUUUGGCGUCAGCGAAGCUCGACAACUUCAAUAGUUGCAUUGCCUGGUGUGACGAGACAAACGGCUGUAUUGCUGCUGCCUACCACGAUGGCCGGUGCUGGCUGAAGAAGACACUAUUGACAUCUUAUGCUCACAUCAACGGCCAAAUUGCCGUGCUAAGCAGCAAGCUGCCGCAGACGUCAACCCAUACUACGUCUACAUCUACUCACACUACAUCCAGAUCUACCAAGAAGACCACAUCAACGACUACCAAGUCCUCAUCUACGUCCACUCCCACUACAUCUACGUCUACGCAGCACACCACGUCAACAUCCACCCAGAAGACCGCAACGACGACAAUGACUUCCGAGUCCACAUCAACAUCCGCCAGUGUAUCGGCCAAUACCCAGUCUACUCAGAUUUCCACUUCUGUCACCACUGCUACUACCUCAAGCGCUGCUUCCAGCAGCUCCUCUGAUACUAGUUCUGCCACCGGUUCCACCACUUCAACUGAAGCCACGGCCACGGCCACCGCAGCUUCAACCAACGCUGAGUCGACAUCCACGUCAGCCUCAGACAACCCAUCAAGUGUCACAGAUACCUCUACAAGCACCUCAGAUAUCUCAUCGCAAAGUGCGGCUCCGAUUGUUACCGGUGCUCCAGCUCCAAACGGCGCCAUUCAAACGCCGACGGGUGCCAUCACUCUUCCACCUCAGCCGACUGUGACUCUUAGCCCGUUGACGCCUCCAAACGUCGAUGUAGCAGGCACUGCUUAUCCCUCAGUUGUACUGGACAACUCCAUCAACAUCAACAAUGUCCAGUGUAACUCGGGGACUCUGUCCGCCAGCUUCAAUGGCACUGCAGCCUAUGAUGCGGCCAAGAAUUCCUGGGCAGCAGCUGAGUCUGCGGGCAAUAGCUCUACCCUUAUCAUCAUCACGGCUGCCCCUGGAUGUAGCUUGGAUGGCCACUACGUAUACUUUGUAGCUAGCCACUUCGCUUUUGACGAUAAUGCCAUGUCUGUUAGCUGCUCUGGCUCUAUUGAGUCCGUCUCCGAUAUUGCCCAGGCAGUUGGCGUCGACUUUGGCUCUAUUGAGACUUCGGUGCCACCCCUCCAGUCAGAUCCUGAACUUGCGGCCGCAUAUGGGUGCACUUCACCUAUCGCAGCGGACAUCCACGGCUUACCCGCGAUUUACUGUGGUCCUGAUUUCGAUCAGCGUCUUGAUAACCAGUUGGGCUACUAUUCUAUGGCAGACACAGAUGUCAAUGCCACACUGGCGGCUGUGAUACCCGGAGUUGAGAACGACGCCCUUGAGCGCCGAGGCCUAAUCGAGCGCAGAUGCUUGAUCGAAUCUGUAUGCAAGAUGGCUAAAAAGGUAGAACAAGUUGCAACAAAUACUUAUCAUGCCGUUGCUAAUGAAGCAUCAUCUAUUGGGAAUACUCUCGGCAGCAUGGCCCAAACGCUUGGCAACGAUGCUCUAUCAAGCUUCAAGAAAUUCGCCACGGGGGCGCUAUCAAUGGCUGAGAAUUGCGCCCGGGGAGUGAUAGCAGUUGCAACUUUCCUCGUCACGGGUGACUAUAACAGAUCGUUUGACUUCCCCUUGGCCGUAGCACCGCCACCCAGCGCGCUAGAUGACUCUCCCUGGGGUGAUGCCUUUAAUUUCUAUACGUGGACUCCUGAUAAGGGUGAUUUCUGGAAUGCUCAGGAGGAGGCUAUUGACAAGAUUACAAGCGUCCUUAUUGGUGAGGCGGACCCGGAGCCUAGUAUCGAGCUUUGGUGUGUUAAUUGCCAUGCUACUGGCGAUCUCCAGCUUCUCGGUAGCGCCUCUUUCUCGUUGUCACAUGGCCUCACCAAGGCCCAGCUAUCUAUGAGCGGGAACCUUGACGCCAGUCUCUACCUUGGCAUGAAUGCUUUCGCCGAAUGGGACCCUACCAAAGAGGUUGAUAUUGUUACUAUGGGCCUGCCGGAGCUUGAGAUACCAAAUAUUCUUGUCCUUGGUCCUAUUGUUUCGCUUGGUGUCUCCAUUGAUCUAGAUGUCAGCGCUGUUGGACAGUAUCUCGUUGGCGCUGACAUGAACUGGCCACAGCUCUCAGCUACCCUUGAUGUUCUUUACCCUGGUAGUUCUUCCCAGUCAGGUUGGGUCCCGACCAUCCAUGACUCCGUUCAGGCUGAUGGUAGCUUGACUAUUAACUCCACUCUUGGUCUCCCCAUCACCCUUGCCUUUGGAAUUAACAUCCUGAACGGUAAAUACAAGAAGGAGGUCAAGCUUGUCGAUACCCCUGGCAUUCGGGCUAGCAUGGAGUAUGACUGGACCAACGAGAUCAACAACGGCACCGUCAACACCGACCCUGCUGAUGAUUGCUAUGGCAUCCACUGGAGCAUUGGCGUUGUCAACACUGUUGUGCUCGAUCUUACCGAAAUUGAUCUGGGCACCCAUACGCUGGAGGAGUGGGAUGCCCCGGUCUUUGCAUCGGGUUGCAUUGGCGAGAGCCUCAGCAUCGCAUCACCCACGGCUACCGUGGCGGCUCCAACAGGGGGAACUACCUCCGUCCCAACCUCUCAGGUGGACUGCUCUUCGCUUAGCUGUCCGAACGAUAACGGACAAUAUUGCGUCUCAAAUGGAGCAUCCUUCCAGAUCAACUGCGAGGCCAUAUAUCCGCCAGGACAAGUUGAUGGACUCGGUCCACGCGGCAGCAUCGACGAGUGCAUAAGUGCUUGCGCGACUAACGGCGCCUGUAUUGGCGUUAAUUGGGAUUCUAAUCAUAAUUUUAUAUUUGGUUGCGAGCUGUAUUAUAGUCGCACACCCACUUACGAUGGGCAGGACGCACCAAGGUGGAGCUACACAAAGGUGGCAUCACCACAAAAGAAGAGAAUGAAUCUUGUCCAGCGGGUGACGACGGUGGACACCAGUGCUGCCCCUACCGGGAUAGUCAACUCCAACGACAUUGUUGCCGACACGUUCAGUCUAACUGCGUCGUCUACUGGUACCACCACGGCUACCACCACGGCUGCAAGCAGCACCGCCGAGGCAGGCUACGAUACGGCGCCUGUCACCAUCACCGACAUAACUGGCCAGCUGCUGGUUAACCCUCACGUAAACGGUAGCUUGUUCGUCUCUCCAGCCAACAGCACCGUGUCAAUGACCAGCCUGACCAAUGACACCACUUUCAUGGCUGAUCUUACCAACCCUCUUGUCAUUGGCGACUCGGCCAGCCGAAUUCUUUACUACUUCCCCAGCACCAUCUCUGCUGUAGGUGCCUCACGCCUGCGCUUGGCCACUUGGGACGCCAUCCCCAUCGGUGCUGAAAUGAUUAUGCUGUUCCCAACGGUUACCAACGCAAAAGAUACGAUUCUCAUUGCCAUGGACAGCACGCAGAACGUCUUCUUCCCCUUUGUCUGCGCCAUCGAGGGUCAACUGAACAAGAUUUUCCUCGUGUCUAGCUUUACGACCGGCGCGUCCACGCUGAUGGAUCCCGAUUUGACGUAUACCGUUAUCGGUGGUGUUGCCACAUCAUGUGUGUCGCUCGCCAUGGUGGCUGAAAAUUUAACAGGUUGGGCUCCUCCUAGCCCGACCGGGGCCUAG
Messenger RNA from Trichoderma asperellum CBS 433.97, 4485 nucleotides. The record is from RefSeq and is a predicted model, not a curated record. NCBI's taxonomy places the organism in Eukaryota, Fungi, Ascomycota, Sordariomycetes, Hypocreales, Hypocreaceae.